UCUUUCCUUUCCUUUCACUCCUUUUUUUCCUUCCUUCCCUCCUUUCCUUUCCUUCCCAGUUUUUUUCUUUUUUUUAUUCUGACUUCCCUUCCUUUCACUCCUUUUCCUUAUCUUCCUUUUUUUCUGCCUUCCUUCCUUCCCUCCUCUCCUUUUCUUUCUUUCCUCUCCUUUAUUUUCCCUCCUUCCCCAUACUUUUCCUAGCUAUCCCUCUUCCUUUUAAGCCCCUCCCCUUCUUUUUCCUUUCCUUACCUUUUUUUCCUUCCCUCUCUCCUUCCUUCUCCCCACAUACUUUCCCUAGCCAUCCCCACACCCACACACUCAUCCCAACCCCAACGUUCCCCCAAUCAACGCUCCAUCCCCCACAGGUCAUCGCAGUGCUGGUGUUCGUCUCUGUCAUGGUCUCGGAAGACCCUCGCGGCGGCACCUCGGACUGGAUCUCCUUCUCGUCCAUGGGCAGCUUCUGGUUCAGUGGCAUGUUGUUCGUGAUGUACCUCGUCAAUGCUGUGGUCGUCCUCACUGACGUGCCCUGUGGAAUGCUGGAGCUGGUCUACACAUGUCUCUGGACGGCCUUCUGGCUUGUGUCGGGCUGUUUGGCGGCGGACUUCGCGAGUAAAGGCGCGGAUGUCGCCUUCAUCGUCGCCGCCUCCCUCAGCUGCGUGGCCACUAUCGUCGUCGGCCUCACCGCCUUCCUGCUGUACAAGAAGCGGAGGGCGGGAGCGCUGUCCUCUGCCCAGCCGCUCCGCACACACACCGACACCUCAGAUGUGAAUUACUCUUAACCCCUUGGAUGAAGACUUCCUACCAGAAUACAUCACCAAACUACAGGAGUCGAGCACUAAGUGGCUGCUACAAUUCAGUGAAGAAAAAUGUAAAAUCCUGCACCUUGGGAGGGGAAAUCCAGCACCCCAAUACCGCAUGGGAAACACUCCACUAUCCACCACAGACGCAGAGAAUGACCUGGGAGUGUAUGUUACCAGGCUACCAGUGAAGGGAUAUCCAACACACCAGUACCACAUGGGGAACACUCCACUAUUCACCACAGAGGCAGAGAAAGACCUGGGAGUGAAUGUUAUCGGGAUACCAGUGAAGGGAUAUCCAACACACCAGUACCACAUGGGAAACACUCCACUAUCCACCACAGAGGCAGAUAAAGACCUGGGAGUGUAUGUUACCAGGCUACCAGUGAAGGGAUAUCCAACACACCAGUACCACAUGGGGAACACUCCACUAUCCACCACAGAUGCAGAGAAAGACCUGGAAGUGAAUGUCAUCGGGAUACCAGUGAAGGGAUAUCCAACACACCAAUACCACAUGGGAAACACUCCACUAUCCACCACAGAGGCAGAGAAAGACCUGGAAGUGUAUGUUACCAGGCUACCAGUGAAGGGAUAUCCAGCACACCAAUACUACAUGGGAAACACUCCACUAUCCACCACAGAGGCAGAGCAAGACCUGGGAGUGUAUGUUACCAGGCUACCAGUGAAGGGAUAUCCAGCACACCAAUACCACAUGGGAAACACUCCACUAUCCACGACAGAGGCAGAAAAAGACCUGGUAGUGUAUGUUACCAGGCUACCAGUGAAGGGAUAUCCAGCAUACCAAUACCACAUGGGAAACACUCCACUAUCCACCACAGAGGUAGAGAAAGACCUGGUAGUGUAUGUUACCAGGCUACCAGUGAAGGGAUAUCCAGCAUACCAAUACCACACGGGAAACACUCCACUAUCCACCACAGAGGCAGAGAAAGACCUGGGAGUAUAUGUUACCAGGCUACCAGUGAAAGCCAAACCCAUGCCAAUCACAGCGGAUGAGUUAAGAAUAUUGAGCUUAGCCUCUGCCCUGAGUCAUAGUUGCACAGGAUUAUUGUCUGGUCUGUCCGUCACCUCCUUGCCAUCAUGUCUUCGUGUCUGUACAUCAGUCACACAGCUUUUUGGCGGCAGGCCAACAAUCAACGAAUCUUCACCAUACAACUGUACACUCCUACUGUCUUACCCAUUCCCCCACCUGUACCUUUACCACUAACCCACUUCCUCUCCCUACUAUACCCUUGAUUAAAAAAAAGGGGGCACAUUCAUAAACAUUUCGCAGCCCCAGCUCCCAGGGCUUGACUGUAUGAGGAAUGUUAUGAAAGAUAAACAAAAUUUCACUUCAGAAAGCAUAUCUUUAAGGAAAAUAAUCAAAGGUCAAACAUUUCUUUCAUAUCUGUAUUAGGAAAAUUUUGAAGGGAGAAUUAUUUCUCAUUAAGUUUUUAGAAAAGAAAUCAUCAAAUAAAUCUAUUAUUAUUAUUUAUCUCAAUUUUUA
Molecule: messenger RNA, 2301 nt
Organism: Eriocheir sinensis (Chinese mitten crab)
Lineage: Eukaryota; Metazoa; Arthropoda; Malacostraca; Decapoda; Varunidae
Exons: 4
Coding region: 396-779 (127 amino acids)
Cellular component (GO): membrane
Source: RefSeq, a predicted model, not a curated record